Molecule: messenger RNA, 3171 nt
Organism: Anastrepha obliqua
Lineage: Eukaryota; Metazoa; Arthropoda; Insecta; Diptera; Tephritidae
Exons: 6
Coding region: 788-1951 (387 amino acids)
Source: RefSeq, a predicted model, not a curated record
UGAAGUCGUUGUAGUUCGCUGUCGGUGUCGUUGAUAAUUUGCUGUGCUGCGCCGCUGCUGUUGUGGAUUUUGUUGGAAUUAAAAGAAAUUGUUUUUUUUUUCUCGCUACAAUUUUUAUUCCGUUCGUUUCCCUUAAUUCUUCGGUAACAAUUUUCAUGGUAGCAAUUCACAGAAAAUCACAAAAAUGAAGCAAAGUUAAAAUUGAAAAUUGUGCAACACCAAAAAUAGGAAAAAUUACCUAUUGCAUAUUACACAUGUGAGCAGAGAAAUGUGAAAAAAAUGUGAAAAGAAAGAAAGAAAAAAAAAAGAAUGUGAAAAAUUAUGAGUAUUCUACGAUUAUAUGCUGCAAGAAAAUAUAUAUAUACGUAAAAGCAGGAAGAGAAACGGAAAUGUGUAACUGAUCUAUGGUUUUGUGUUACGCUGCCCAUAAACGACGAUUUUACAGUGAAGAUCGCCCGAAAAGUGUAAAACCUUUAAAAUUGGCUACAACCCUCCAACACGAAUCGGAUUUCACAUAAAUAUUUGCAGCAGCGUUAACACGAUAUCUCCCAUCCGUCGUCUGCAUACUUACUACUUACUAUCGUAACUACAUAUUGAACUGCUGGUUGUUUAUUGUACAGCUCUAUUCAGCUAUUCCUGAAGCAUCGAUUCCAAAGUAAUCUUUUUCGCCAACAAAUUGCUAUCGUAAACUUCAAAUUGGCGUCUGGAGUGUGGUUUUUGGGUAUUUUUAAAAUCAUCAUAAUUUCGCACAAGAUCCGGUGAUGUGGGACAACCCCCGCAACGGGAAAUGCAACAAACCCAACGUUAUAUACCGUCUGUAUCUGAUUUAUAUGGGACGGACGAGAUAGAACUCCUACUGGACGAAAUACGCGAAUUAGAACCGGUCUGCUGUCAGCUGGACGAUGAACAGGAUUUUGAAAUAGCUGGCAGCAGAGCCGGUGAGCUGUCACUAUCCUUAGAAUCGCCGCUGGGCACGUGCACGUCGUGGGACUCGCACGCCAAUUAUAAACAGCGCAGCGGCCAAACGCCACUGCCAUGGGGUGUCGCCCUACACUGUGAUCCGCAACACUUGAAAACGCCUACAGGGAUUGUGCGAAUUCUUUUGGUGUUAUCGUCAGCCGCUUGUCUGGCCUGCGAAUGUUCCGCCGGCACAGUACAAGUAGGCCUCUUUUUACUGCCACUCAUCGGACGCUUGAGAUUAAUGGUCUUCUGUGCGAUCUUCUCCUUACUAAUCACCUGUCUAAUGUUAUUUCUAGACAUUUCACAUAUAGCACUCAUGUUCCCCUUCAAUUGGACUAAAGUUAAUACAUGGAUGUACCUGAGCAUUGGUUUGAUAUUAAUUUUGAGCUCGACGCUGGUUAUGCAUAUGGUGCUUUACGCUGAAGAGUACAUUGCGGUCAACAAGCACACCAAGGAUACACUUUUUACUUCAGCGUUUAUCGGUUACAUUUGCGCCAUUGAAUCGUUUAUUCUGGCUGGUAUUGCUUCAUGGCCAUGGACGCAAUAUUAUCGUCAGGUGCCCGAUGAUGGCAGCGAAAUGUAUAUCGAAGAUCGUGAAAUGACACCAAUGAGUCCAAUCGAGAGUACUGAUGUGCCGAAUACACACCAUCAAACACAACAUAACAAUCGAAAUAAUAGCACUGCACACAGCGAAUCAAAUCACAAUAAUCAGCAACAGCAACAACAACAACAACAAUACAAUCGAAUAUCAUCGUCGUCGUCCUAUAAUCAAAAGCCUUAUAUACCUGCCAAACGACCCAAUGAAUUGAUUAACCAAAGACCAACUCUGGGUCACACCCAAACAACCAGGAAACCAAAUACUCGUUACCGUGAAGGCUAUCAUUAUCAACCAGUUGCGUCAACGUCCCGCCAGAGCCCCACAUUCGUCAUAGGCGAUGACAUUGGGGCCGGUCCAUCCACAUCCCGAUCCAAUGAUAAUUCUAGUGCGUGAUAGUUUUUAUUCCUCAUAAUAAUGUAAUAAAUUUAAAAUAUAUUGCAAAAAAAAAUUAUUAUAAUAAAAAAAAUUUGCAAAAAGACAACAAAGUAACAAACUGAAGCGUACACAAUAAGCCAUUGUCAUUGAAUGAAAAUUCGAAAAAAAAACAUAAUAAUUAUUAUAAUACGAGUAACAAUUGAAAGAGAGGGGGAGAAGUAAGUAAGCAAAAACAGAAAUAAAUAAUUAAUUAAUUGUAAAAUAUAUAUCUGCGGGUAUGAGAAAAAUUAAUCAGCUGAAUUUUGAUUCGGCAACGAAUACUAAAGAAACAAAAACAAAAACUAUUAUAAUAAAAAAUUUAAACAAAAUGCAUUUGGUAAUUGUAACGAAUUGUUUAUAGAUGAACAAAAAAAUAAAAAAUAAAUAAAUGAAAAUAAAAAGUAAAAUAGAAGUGAAAAAAGCAAACAACAGCAACAAUAAUAAUAGUUUUAAAUGUGUGUGUAUAACAAAGUAAAACGAAAAAUUACCGAAAAAGAAAAAGCAAACAAAGAAAAGAAAAAAAACACUAAGAAUUCAAUGAAUUUAAACACUGCAAUAAGAAGAAGAGUAGGGAUGGAGACAAAGAAUAAUUAAAAUUACAAAAUAAAAAUAGGUAACGAUCAAACAUACAUAUUUAUGUUAGGUAAUAAUAAAAAAAAAAUUGAAAAUUGAACAUAAAAAAUAUCGAAUUACCAAUUUGUGUGGCGGCUGAAGUUGGCAGUGCCAGCUUUCGCUAAAUCGCACACUUUGUAGAGUGUACUGCGUCCAGUAGUGAUUAAAAAUCAUAUUGAAGCGGAUUCAGAUUUUUAUGAGUCCCAGAUGUUGAGAAACUACGUAACUAAUAAAAAGUUGUAUUGUGCAAUUUCUGAUUUAACUCAAAUGCACACAUAUGUAAGUAUGUAUGUGUGUAUUUUCUGAAUUACCUCUUCGUAUGCUUUCCCAAUAGUUAAGAGCACUGUGCAGAUGGUACUUUUUUUCUGUUACCAUGUAUUCAUUUGAUUGCGUUAAAUAUUUUUUAUUCAUUAAUUGAACAAAAUAUUUUCAAAUAUUACCAGGUAGAUACCUAUGAAAUGAGCCUUUUUUCAAUUUCAAACGUUUAUUAACAAAAAAUGGUUACAAAUUUAAUCUUCAAAAUAAUAACCAUCGCUAGCGACACAUUUUUCCCAUCUCUCAGGGCAAAAAAAUUGGCCGUCUUUGGC